Messenger RNA from Fundulus heteroclitus (mummichog), 4125 nucleotides. It is a transcript of the gene mybbp1a, whose product is annotated as MYB binding protein (P160) 1a. The transcript is spliced from 27 exons. Gene Ontology annotation, cellular component: nucleolus. Lineage: Eukaryota; Metazoa; Chordata; Actinopteri; Cyprinodontiformes; Fundulidae. The record is from RefSeq and is a predicted model, not a curated record. Bases 50 to 3943 code for a protein of 1297 amino acids. Gene Ontology annotation, molecular function: transcription factor binding; RNA binding; sequence-specific DNA binding. Gene Ontology annotation, biological process: regulation of DNA-templated transcription.
GGAAGUGGUUGUUGUCCCAGCCGCACGUUGUUCAGCUACCCCGUGCUGGAUGCCAGAGCAGAUGUCUGUGGAGAUGGUGGAGGUGUCGGCGCGAUCCGCGGAGCCGCCCCGGCCCGCCGGGGUCCUACAACAGAACCGGGUCUUCCUCGACUUCUUCUGGGACCUGGCCGCACCGGAGCAGGAGGUCCGGCUGAAGGCGGUGGAGAACCUGAUCCAGUACCUGAAAGCAGAAAACAAGGCCGAUGAGCUGGCUUACACGUUUAAAAGGCUGGUGGACGGACUGGCCCACACCCGGGAGGCGGCCAGACCCGGGUUCAGCCUGGCUCUGGGGCAGGUGUUAAGUACCUUUGAAGACGUCUCCCUGCAGAGCAUCCUGGACAGGAUCAAAGAGAAGCACAACCUGCAGUCUGUGAAAAAGAAACUCGCCAGAAAUGCCAUGUUUGGGAACCUGUUUGGCGUCCUCGCCCUCCAGCAGUCGGGACGCCUCGUCAAAGAGCCACAGGUGGUGCUGGGAUGCGUGCAGCUCCUUCAGAGUCUGAACCAGCACAAACAGCACCUGAAGGACCUGCCCAGUAAGACCAUGACAGACAUCCUCAGUCAGAUACCAGAGGAGGUGUUCGAGGAAGUCCUGUUCAGCGCUCUGAAAGCCGACCUGGCGUCGGCCUUCAGGACGCCGGAGCAGCUGCAGCUGCUGCUGGUGGCGCUGCAGCGCUUCCCGCAGGCGCUCAAACCCAAGAAGCUCAAGCAGCUGCUCGGCUCCUCCACCAUCAUCAACGCAGAAAACAUCCCAAAGUUGGUGGAGGUUUUGAAGAUGGCGGCCCACUCGGUGAAGAAGGAGCUUGUCCUCCCCUCCGUGGCCCUGGACCUGCUGAAGCUCUCUCUGAAGGAAGACAGCUUCCAGCUAUUCUGGAACAAAGCCAUCACGGAGGCAAUGUUCAAGGAGCCGUCCGGACCGACGCACUACCUUAGCUUCCGUCUGCUGGGCAGAGCCCUGCCUCUGCUGUCCCUAUCCCAGCUGAAGGAGGUUUUAUCUGGAGAGGUGAUGAUGCACUACGGCGAACAUGUAGUUUCGGCCCAGAGACCGGACCGCUUCAAACUGGCGCCGGAAAUGGACGGCUUUGUGUCGGACUUCCUGCAGGCCUGUCGGGACGCUGAUAAACAGCUGGUGGUCGUGGUGAGCUUCUCCUCGCUGACCAACAACGGUUACCCCGUGGUGCCGUCAGUGUGGAGGGUGGUGCAGCACCUGGAGCCCGCUGCUCUGCAGAGCUACGUGGACUGGCUCAAAAAGAUGUUCCUGCAGCCUCAGAUGGACCAGCUGCUGGACUUCAGCACCCGCAAUCAGAAAGACAAGCAGGAGGGCAAAGAGCAGAAAGAGAGCACGAUAUUCCGCCUGAGGAAGUGGAUCGUCCCUCGCCUCGCCUCGAUCGUUGACAACCAUAUGGUGAAGAAAUCAGAGGAUCUUUGCACGGACGUGGCCCGGUUUGUCUUUUUCCACGCUUUCUUCAGCACCAAGAAGGCUACAGCCGACAUCGCAGAGACGAGCGGGAAACUUUCCGUCCCGCUGGAUGCUAAAACCAGAGGAGUGCUCGUUAAUUCAUUCUUUGGACCCCUCAUGUCCGUGCACCACAUGCCGCUCAGCGACGACAGCGCUGCCGUCAAUCAGAGGCGAUCGCUCGGCGCGACGGCAGACGGCACCAUGUGGAUCCUCCACCUGGCCCAGUACGCCCAGCUCCUGCUCAGCCAUCCCAAACACGUCCAAAGCGUUCGGCCGUUCAGCGCCGAGCAGAAACAGGCCUGGGACGGGAUGCUGGAGUCGGUGGCGAAUCUGAGGAAAAAAACAAAGAAAGGGGGGACGGCAGAGAUCGCCGCCUUCCAGCAGCUCUUCCUGCUGGUCGGCAUGCACCUGUUCAAGGCUCCGGAUGAGCUGCUGGACAUCAUGAAGGACCUGCAGAGGUGCGUGGACAAAGCCCAGGAGAAGAAAGCAAAGAAGAAGAAGAAGACGAAGCAGCAACAAGCCGCAGAGCAGCAGGAGGAGGAGCCGGAGUGGGUGGAGGUGCUGGUGGACAUCCUGCUGUCCCUGCUGUCCCAGCAGAGCCGACACGUCAGGCAGGUCUGCAAGACGGUCUUCUCCUCCAUCUGCCCCCACGUCACCGCAGCAGCGCUCACCGCCAUCUUAGACGUCUUGGACCCGGACAAGGAAGAUGAGGAAGACAGCGCUGUAGUUGUGACAGACGAUGGCGACAAAACGCAGAAGAAGAAUCUCAAGGAUGAUGAUGAUGACGACGACGAUGAUGAUGAUGAAGAGGAGGAGGAGCAAGAAGAAGAAGAAGAAGAAGAUAUGGAGGCUGACGAGUCAGACGAGUCCGAUAAUGAUUCUGACGAGGAGGAUGCAAUGGAGGAAGCAAUGGAGGAGGAAGAUGAAAAGAUGGAGGGAGGAGAAGUGGACCAAAACUUUCGCAUGGAGCUGAUGAAGGUCCUGCAGCAGCAGAACGCUCUGGCCACGGAGGAGGACGCCGACAGCGACGAAGAUCUGGACGACGAAGCCAUGAUGAAGCUGGACAAGAGCCUAUCAGCGCUGUUCUCUGAGCAGAAGAAGAAGCUCCAGGCGAAGAAAGACGAGAAGGCGAAGCUGCAGAAAGAGAGGGUUCUGCUGCGGGAGUUCAAGAUCAAGGUGUUGGACCUGGUUGAGGUGUUUGUGGCCCGGCAGGCUGGGAGCCCCCUCAUUCUGGGUUUAGUGGAGCCUCUGCUGAACAUCAUCGAAAGAGGAAUGAGCUCCGGGAGCGAACAGCAGGAGCAGGAAUUCCUCCGCAGAGCCGCAGACAUCUUCAGGAACCAUCUGUGCAGGUCCAGAGUGUACUGCAAGACCGCCGGCGACAGGCAGGGGGAGCUCCACGACCUGCUGGAGAAACUGAUGAGCAGAGCCCAGAAGCUGUCCGAGUCCUCCGUGUGUCUCUACUACUUCAGCGCGUCUCUUUAUGUGGUGAAAGUGCUGCGCGGUCCUCUGCCCGCUGAGACCAAAGAGGAGCCGAUGGCCGACGGAGCGGCGGCUGCAGUAAACGAUCCGACGUUCAUGGGGAGCGUUGACGUGGAUCGGGUGUCGACGCUCUUCAGGGAGGCUCUGAUCUCCUUCAUGAGCCGAAGGAAGAGCCCGCUGACGACCCAGAUGUUCACCGACUUGUUCAACAGGUUCCCCGUUUUAUGCGUGAGCCUCCUGGAGACGGUGGUGCAGCACAUCACGGCCGGACUCCGGGAACAUCAGCAGGGUCAAGCGUGCGUGUUGGUGUUGCGAGCGAUGCAGAACAAAGACGUCCAGCAGAUUCAGAGCGCCGAGCAGAGGACGCAGCUCUGCGAGAAGGUGUCGGAGCAGCUGGCUUUGAGUAUCGGUCAGGUGGACCCAGCUCAGACCAAGGUGGGCAAAGAGAAGCUGGUUAAAACCCUGGAGCUCUGUCAGUUUUUGGUCAAACACGUUCACUACCAGAAACUGCCUGUGGACCUCGAGCCCCUGAAGAAGUCCUUAGACUCCUUGACCAGCAGCAUCACUUUCAAGAAGACCGGACAAAUGGAGGACACCUACUGGGCUGUGAUGAAACACUUUGGAGUGACGAAGCCCAAAGUUGUAAAGACGAAGCCUGACAAGGACGGCGAGCAGGAGGCUGCUCCCAAGAAGAAGAAAGGUUUCCUGCCAGAAAGCAAAAAACGUAAAAAGCGCAACAAGCCUGUGCUGGAGCCGGCGGCGGGGCAGCCGUCCCCUGCCGACAAACCCGGGGAGCAGAGGGGACAGGCGGCAAAGAAACAGGACAAGAAGGCUAAACAGAAACGACCCGCCCAUGGAGCGGCUGCUUCACCUUCCAGCCCGGCCAAGAAGAGCAAAACACAACCCGACAGCAAAGCUGGCAAGAAGAAGAAGAAACCCAAGCAGAAGAAGGGUGUGGAGCAAGCAUAAUGUGGACUAUUUAAACAGACGAGAAAAUAUCCUUUUAAACCGUCUUUUUUUCCCCCCCCCGACUCUGUUUUCUCCAGUGUUCAGCAAAUGUAAAGCAGAGAUGUGUAGGAAGUUUAUUUUUUUCUAACAUGUGACUGCAGUUGAUUUUAAAAACAGUCUGAAACAAUAAAAAAUGUUUCUCA